AUGUCGUCCCUCCCGGUCCUGAUGCGCGCGGCUCCCGGACAGAACUACCCCCGCACCGGGUUCCCUCUGGAAGUGUCCACUCCUCUGGGUCAGGGCCGGGUCAACCAGCUCGGGGGGGUCUUCAUCAACGGCCGGCCGCUGCCCAACCACAUCCGGCACAAGAUCGUGGAGAUGGCGCACCACGGGGUCCGGCCCUGCGUCAUCUCCCGCCAGCUGCGCGUGUCCCACGGCUGCGUCUCCAAGAUCCUGUGCCGGUACCAGGAGACCGGGUCCAUCCGGCCCGGGGCCAUCGGCGGCAGCAAGCCCAGGCAGGUCGCCACGCCGGACGUGGAGAAGCGGAUCGAGGAGUACAAGCGGGACAGCCCCGGCAUGUUCAGCUGGGAGAUCCGGGACAAGCUGCUGAAGGACGGGGUGUGCGACCGGAGCGCGGCGCCGUCAGGUGAGGCCUCCUCCGUGAGUUCCAUCAGCCGCGUGCUGCGGGCUCGGUUAGGGAAGAGGGAGGAAGAGGAGGAGUGUGACAAGAAGGAUGAAGACGGAGAGAAGAAGAGCAAACACAGCAUCGACGGCAUCCUGGGCGACAAAGGCGGCCGGAUGGACGAGCUGUCGGACGUGGAGUCGGAGCCCGACCUCCCGCUGAAGAGGAAGCAGCGCCGCAGCCGGACGACGUUCACGGCGGAGCAGCUGGAGGAGCUGGAGAACGCCUUCGAGAGGACGCACUACCCCGACAUCUACACCCGGGAGGAGCUGGCCCAGAGGACCAAGCUCACCGAGGCCCGGGUCCAGGUUUGGUUCAGUAACCGAAGGGCCAGGUGGAGGAAACAAGCGGGAGCCAAUCAGCUGGCGGCGUUCAACCACCUGUUGCCGGGCGGAUUCCCUCCCACGGGGAUGCCGACACUUCCUACAUACCAGCUGCCAGAGUCCAGCUACCCGUCCAACAGCCUGUCCCAAGACGGCGGUGGUACGGUCCACCGCCCCCAGCCGCUGCCUCCGUCCUCCAUGCACCAGAACGCAGACGGCGGCUCCGCCUACGGCCUGGCCUCCAACCGCCACGGCUUCUCCAGCUACUCGGACUCCUUCAACAACCACGUCAACCCCGUCAGCAACGGACUCUCCCCCCAGGUGAUGAGCAUCCUCAGUAACCCCGGCGGCGUCUCCUCACAGCCUCAACUCGACUUCUCGCCGCUCCACAGUGCCUUGGACUCGCCUCCACCCAACGGCGCCGGCUGCAGCCAGCGGGCGGCCGAGGCCUCCAUCAAGACCGUGGACAGCCUUCCCUCGCCGCAGUCCUACUGCCCCUCCACCUACAGCACCGGCGGCUACAGCAUGGACCCGGCCGCCGGCUACCAGUACAGCCAGUACGGCCAGACGGCGGUGGAUUACCUGGCGAAGAACGGCGGCCUGUCCAGUCAGCGCCGGAUGAAGCUGGCCGACCACUCGGCUGUACUGGGCCUGCUGCAGGUGGAGACGGGUCAGGCCUACUAGGACCUGAGACGGGCCAGACAUGCAUCACACACCUGACCAGCACCACCCACACCUCCCAGAGACCGUGUGUGUGUGUGUGUGUCAUAGACUAUACAGUGCUGAUAAUUAGCUUUUUUUAUACUCUAUUCUAUGAAAGUGCUCCCCCGGUGGUUCAGGACUGAAUGACAUGUUGAACAUUCCCCAUAGGACCAACCGAAUCCACAAAGAGGGUUCACUCUGGAACACAAACGUGUUUUUGUAUCCGUUGUUUUUAUUGCACUACAUUUUGUACGCAGCGCUGGUGAAUUCUAACUUAACUGAAUAACUUUGAACUAUUAAUAUAAACAAUUACUUUAAGCAAAGUAUUUUGGACUGGGUGUAAUCUAUUGCUAUUGCUAUUUUUAUAUAUUAGACUAAAACAGCUUUUCUGUGGGUCGGCCAACAACAACAACAUUAUGUAUGAUGUCAUCAUAUAAUAUGAUAUAGUGUUGAUUUCUGUCUCAGUUCACGGCUCACAGAGAGGAUCCCCGUCGGUUUGGAACUAUAUGGUUGAUAUUACACCUCAUGCAUUCUGAACCAUGACGGAGACGCAGUCUCUCCAUCGCUGAGCUUCACUCAUAUUUCAUAUCAGAUAUAUUUCUGCUUGUGUUGUCAUGUGGUUUGAUUACAGCGGAUGAAUUCUACCUCAGAUGCCAGUGUGUUGUACUUGUGAGCGCACACACUGCAUCACGGAUGAGUGCUGAGGAUUUAAACAACUGACGGUCAGUAGCACAACAAUAUUUAACACAUAAGGCGGCGGCGGCUCAGAGCUGGAGAAGAUCCCUUGAGCUGCAGAGACUCACCUGCAGUCUGUCAGGCUCAGUGUGAUGUCACCGCAUGCAUUAGGCUCCGCCCCCUGUACCCACAGAUCCCAUGAUAGGGCGGAUAUAGUGAGAGUUAGAAAACAGGUUAUGAGGUUGUGACCCUCGUUCCAAAAGCCCAGUGGGAGGAGCCACAUGCCUGUUGAAAGAGGAUGUCAAGUGCGUGCCUUAUGUACUGUAGGCGUUGCACGCAUAUGGGGAGGCACGUUCUGAUUGGCCGGCUACGCUAACGCUCCCAGUUGGGCCAUGUGGGGACCCAUCGAGUCCAGUGGUGGGCUCGGCUUGUGCUCAGAGAACUAGGGUUACAACGUCCAGACCUGGUUUUGUUCACUUCAUUAAAACCUCCAAACAGCAUCACCCUCAUCAUUCAAUGUGCUAAUGAUGAUAAUAUUAAUUUAACAAUAAUGUGAAUAACUGCAGGAAGAGUUGCAUUUUAUUCACAGUGGUGAAAGAAACCUGGAAAUAAUGAGUGAAAACUGUUUAAUGUCUUCACGAUAGAAACAGAGUCAAUGAUUUGAACACCAGCUUCACGUUGUGUUCAUAGAACACGUCAAAUCAUCACGUGAUUCAACGUGACAGUGUGCAUCCAAUCGAUUCAGAAUCAAUUCAGAACAUGUUUAGAGAUGCAUUCUCUUUUUGACACGUCAACCUCAAACAUGUUGAAACCUCCACUAAAGCGUCACUAAAGCUCACAAAGCAUUCCCUUGAGGAUGGAGUGUGGCUCGGCUCAGGAGAGGAACCACGGCGGUCCAAAGACCCCACAGCAGCUCGUAUGAGCGCCAGUUGAAACCCCUUCAGGGUUAAAGUGCAGGAGGAACAACAGAACCAUUCCCAUCGCAUCAUUCCAGACCACAGGGGCACCGACCCGAUUUGUUUACUUAUCUUUCCUUGUUCUGUAUUCGGCUGUUUUAGCCUUAUUCCUUGUAUAUAUUUUUUCACUAACAAACAAAGGAGGACAUUAUGAAUAAAAUGUACAGAUAUGCUCAUAUCCGUCUUCCUCUUGGUCCUCUUCUGUUUGGCAUGUACAUUACCAGCGUAUAAUUUAUUCUACCGUAUGAAGUAUUAGACUAGAGACACAUCUGUAUCGGCAUUUAAUCCUCAGCCUCUUGUUGUGUAACACUGGCGUAACGUUUGUUCAUUAAAGCUUUACAACUGGA
Messenger RNA from Pseudoliparis swirei, 3478 nucleotides. Its product is annotated as paired box protein Pax-7-like. The coding region runs from base 1 to 1482 and encodes 493 amino acids. The transcript has 9 exons. Gene Ontology annotation, molecular function: DNA-binding transcription factor activity, RNA polymerase II-specific; RNA polymerase II cis-regulatory region sequence-specific DNA binding. Gene Ontology annotation, biological process: regulation of transcription by RNA polymerase II; anatomical structure development. NCBI's taxonomy places the organism in Eukaryota, Metazoa, Chordata, Actinopteri, Perciformes, Liparidae. The record is from RefSeq and is a predicted model, not a curated record.